Molecule: messenger RNA, 1292 nt
Organism: Epinephelus moara (kelp grouper)
Lineage: Eukaryota; Metazoa; Chordata; Actinopteri; Perciformes; Serranidae
Gene: cdkn2d
Product: cyclin-dependent kinase inhibitor 2D (p19, inhibits CDK4)
Exons: 3
Coding region: 215-709 (164 amino acids)
Biological process (GO): regulation of cyclin-dependent protein serine/threonine kinase activity; negative regulation of cell population proliferation
Cellular component (GO): nucleus
Molecular function (GO): cyclin-dependent protein serine/threonine kinase inhibitor activity; protein kinase binding
Source: RefSeq, a predicted model, not a curated record
UUGGUCACCGUGUGCUCUCUCCAAUGUUUGUAAAUUGUAGUCCGCAGACACCGCUGUGUAGAUCUCAGCGCGCAAAUGUAUAUUCUAAUGUUGAUAAACUUUACUUGUUGGGAUUUUAUUUGAAAAAUUACAGUUCCCUAGAAACAGCGGGAAAGCGACACAUUGAGACGUUGUGGAUCUUAAGGAACCGAACAAGGCAGAAAGAGAGACUAUAAUGGUCCUUAGUCAGAUGGAUGCCGGUAAAGCUUUGACGGCGGCAGCAGCCAGAGGGAAUACGAGCGAGGUGCAGAGGAUCCUGGAGGAAUGCAGGGUGCAUCCUGAUACUCUCAAUGAGUUCGGCAGGACUGCGCUACAGGUGAUGAUGAUGGGGAACUCCAAUGUCGCUAGUUUGCUAUUAGAAAAAGGAGCAGACCCCAACGUCCAGGACAAACAUGGGAUAGCGCCUGUCCACGAUGCAGCCCGAACAGGAUUCCUGGACACUCUGCAGGUUCUGGUGGAGUACGGCGCUUCGGUCAACAUCCCAGACCACAGCGGCGCACUUCCUAUCCACAUUGCCAUCCGGGAAGGCCACCGGGAUGUUGUGGAGUUCUUAGCACCACGGUCCGACCUGAAGCACACCAACAUCAGCGGUCAGACGGCUGUAGACGUGGCCCGAGCUUCAUGUGUGCCUAAUAUGAUUGACUUGCUUUUCGCUCACAUUCAUAGUUAGUCAGAAGUGUGGGUGCCCUCUGGGUAACCCCUAACCUAACUCUUUUUUGCUUCAAAUCUGGUGACUUGAAUUCAUUGCUGUGUAAAAGAUUAUUUUUUUUGUUAACAGUGGCUCUACAUUAAUGUGUGACACAGGACAUAUUGUUCUGGCAGCUUAUUUUCAUUGGAUGGGUGGCUAUGUAUAGUAGACACCUCUUUUGCACAGUGCAAUUUAGGCACCUUAUAUAUCUGUUUUCCCUAUUAAUUGGGAGUGCACAUUUGUAGAUAGUUUCCCCAGUGUUUUGUAAUUAUUGCAUUAUUUCCAUUGUGUAACAGUUGAUAUGUGUUUUUAAAAAACUUUUACAAGACAUGACAUGGUGCACCCUGAUUGCUUUUCAUAGUUUUGUUUCUCUUGAGUAGAUGAACUUAGAACUUACUCUUAUUUAUUUUUUGGAAUAGGACUGAAUAUUCCUGUGACUUUGUAAAUAGUAACAUUUAUUGUAACUGGUUGAAAUGUUAUUUAUAAAAAAUACUUUAAAAUCAAAAGUGAGAUUAUUCACUUUACUAUUUGAAGAAGAAAACACAAAAUAAAGUGUUUUGAAGUC